This is a messenger RNA of Nymphalis io (European peacock), 3581 nucleotides long. It is a transcript of the gene RpIII128, whose product is annotated as DNA-directed RNA polymerase III subunit RPC2. Gene Ontology annotation, biological process: DNA-templated transcription. Gene Ontology annotation, molecular function: DNA binding; ribonucleoside binding; DNA-directed RNA polymerase activity. The transcript has 11 exons. The record is from RefSeq and is a predicted model, not a curated record. Gene Ontology annotation, cellular component: RNA polymerase III complex. The coding region runs from base 107 to 3508 and encodes 1133 amino acids. NCBI's taxonomy places the organism in Eukaryota, Metazoa, Arthropoda, Insecta, Lepidoptera, Nymphalidae.
UUAUUCAAAACAUCUUGAAAAUCAAAAUGAAACGUGGUGUUUUCUGACUAAUAUCAAUUGGAAUAAAUUAUUUAAAUAUUUCUAUAGUUAAUAUGUUUCAAUAGUGAUGGGGGAAAUAAAUAAACAUCCGGAAUGGGAUACCGCAAAAGGCUUAAGAGAACCGAUAAAGACAUUAGAGGACAAAUGGAAACUUGUUCCAUCAUUUCUUCAAAUAAAGGGUUUGGUUAAACAGCAUAUUGAUUCAUUCAAUUAUUUUAUUAAUGUUGAAAUUAAGAAAAUCGUCCAGGCUAAUGAGAAGGUGUUCUGUGAUUCAGAUCCUUUGUUCUACAUUAAAUAUUUGAAUGCCUAUGUGGGAACACCAGACUUAGAAGAAGGUUUCAAUGUAACUAAGCCCACUACUCCUCAUGAGUGUAGACUUAGAGACAUGACAUACUCAGCACCAAUAACAGUUGAUAUUGAAUAUAUUAGAGGGAAUCAAAGAGUAAUUAAAAAUAAACAGUUAAUUGGAAGGAUGCCAUUGAUGUUACGGUCUUCUAAUUGUGUUUUAACAAACAAAUCUGAUUUUGAAUUAUCACAAUUGAAUGAGUGUCCCCAUGACCCUGGUGGUUACUUUAUCAUUAGAGGUCAAGAGAAAGUUAUAUUAAUCCAGGAACAGCUGUCUCGUAACCGAAUGAUUGUAGAUGAAUUUAAAGGAGCAAUUCAAUGUCAAGUUACAAGUUCAACUCACGAAAAGAAAACUAGAACAAAUGUUAUUGUGAAAAAUGGAAAAUAUGUCCUUAGGCACAAUGCCUUAUCUGAUGAUAUUCCAAUAGCAGUGGCCUUUAAAGCUAUGGGUAUUUGUAGUGAUCAAGAAAUAAUGCAGCUUGUGGGUACUGAUGAUGCUAUAGUAAAGAAAAUGGCUCCUUGUGUAAUGGAUUGUCACAAUUUAAAAAUUUUUACUCAAAACCAAGCUUUGUCUUACAUUGGUAGCAAACUUAAAGUGAAACGAUUUCAGACUCCCAAUGCUAAGUUCAGGACUCCUGUUGAUGAAGCUAGAGAUCUUUUAGCAACAACAAUACUUGCUCAUGUGACUGUAGAGAAUUACAACUUUUAUGUGAAAGCUAUUUACUUGGCAAUUAUGGUAAAAAGAGUUAUUGAAGCAGAGAAUAGUAAAGCUGCUAUUGAUGAUCCAGAUUACUAUGGCAAUAAAAGACUUGAGUUAGCUGGGUCAUUAUUGGCUCUAAUGUUUGAAGAUUUGUUUAAAAGGUUCAACUGGGAAUUAAAGUCUAUAGCUGACAAAAUUAUACCCAAAGUAAAAGCAGCACCAUUUGAUGUUGUAAAACAUAUGAGACCAGAUUUAAUUGCUAAUGGCCUCUUUACAGCUAUAUCAAGUGGAAAUUGGACUAUCAAGAGAUUUAAAAUGGAAAGACAUGGAGUCACACAGGUUUUAAGUCGACUCAGUUAUAUUUCAGCUUUGGGUAUGAUGACUAGGGUUAACUCACAGUUUGAGAAAACCAGAAAAGUUUCUGGCCCACGCUCCUUACAACCAUCACAGUGGGGCAUGCUGUGUCCUUCAGAUACCCCUGAAGGGGAGGCAUGUGGCCUUGUUAAGAAUCUGGCACUUAUGACACAUAUAACGACAGAAUGUUCUGAGGAACCUAUAUCAAGAUUGGCUUGUAAUGCUGGUGUGGAGGAUGUCAGACUACUGGGAGGUGAAGAAAUUAAUCAUCCAGCUGUUUAUAUGGUGUUUCUUAAUGGUAAUAUAUUAGGGGUAACUAGACAAUACAAAAAGCUUAUCAAAAUUUUUAGAAUGUUUCGACGCCGCGGCCUAAUAUCAGCAUUUGUUUCCAUUUACCCAAAUCAUAAUCAAAGAACAGUUUAUAUAUGCAGUGAUGGUGGUAGACUGUGCCGGCCAUAUAUUAUAGUAGAAAAAGGCUACCCAUUAGUGCAGCAGUCUCAUAUAAACGAACUCAAUAGAGGCAUUAGGAAGUUCCAAGAUUUCCUUUCAGAUGGUCUUAUUGAAUACUUAGAUGUGAAUGAAGAGAAUGAUAGCCAUAUUGCAACCAUUGAAGCGGAGAUUGAUCCCUAUGUCACUACUCAUCUGGAAGUUGAACCUUUUACAAUUUUGGGUGUCUGUGCUGGCCUUGUACCUUAUCCACAUCACAAUCAGAGUCCUAGAAACACCUACCAGUGUGCUAUGGGCAAACAGGCUAUGGGCACAAUUGGUUAUAAUCAGAAGAAUAGAAUAGACACAUUAAUGUACAAUUUAGUUUAUCCACAAUGUCCCAUGGUAAAAACAAGGACAAUAGAAUUAACAAACUUCGAUAAAUUACCGGCCGGACAGAAUGCGACCGUAGCGGUUAUGAGUUACAGUGGCUAUGAUAUAGAAGACGCUUUGAUUUUAAACAGAGCUUCUAUCGACCGCGGUUAUGGUCGGUGCUUGGUUUAUAAAAGUGCAAAAACGAUAAUGAAGCGAUACAGUAAUCAAACAUCAGAUAGAAUCCUAGGUCCGUCUAGAGAUGCUAAUACAGGAAAAGUUAUAAAAGCGCACGAUGUAUUAGAUACUGAUGGUAUAGCUGCUCCAGGAGAAAUGGUCGAAAAUCGUCAAGUGUUGAUUAAUAAACAAAUGCCUCCAGCUACAUUAAACCCGAUCAGUCAAGGUCAACCACAACAAAUAGACUAUAAAGACGUUCCAAUCACAUAUAAGGGCCCAGUUGAAUCUUACAUCGAAAAAGUGAUGGUGUCUUCAAAUUCUGAAGAUGCGUUUCUUAUUAAAAUAUUACUAAGACAAACUAGAGUGCCAGAAAUAGGUGACAAAUUCAGUUCUCGGCAUGGGCAAAAGGGGGUGACUGGGUUAAUCGUACAACAAGAAGAUAUGCCUUUUAACGAUCGUGGAAUCUGUCCAGAUAUGAUUAUGAAUCCCCAUGGUUUUCCAUCAAGAAUGACCGUUGGCAAAACUAUCGAACUUCUAGCAGGCAAAGCUGGAUUGAUGGAGGGAAAGUUUCAUUACGGUACGGCAUUCGGUGGAUCUAAAGUUCGAGAUGUAUGCGGAGAGUUAGAAAAGCACGGUUAUAAUUACCACGGGAAGGACAUAUUCUACUCGGGCAUAACAGGGGAGCCACUGGAGGCGUAUAUCUACUCCGGGCCUGUUUACUACCAGAAGCUGAAACACAUGGUGCAGGACAAGAUGCACGCGCGCGCUCGCGGACCUCGCGCCGUGCUCACGCGACAGCCCACCGAGGGACGCUCGCGCGACGGCGGCCUGCGCCUCGGGGAGAUGGAGCGAGACUGUCUCAUCGGCUACGGUGCUAGCAUGCUGCUAAUGGAGCGACUGAUGCUGGCGUCGGACGCGUUCAGCGCAGACAUCUGCGGCGCGUGCGGGCGGCUGGCGAGCCGCGCGUGGUGCCACGCGUGCCGCUCCUCCGCUGCUGUGUCCGCCGUAGAGAUGCCCUAUGCAUGCAAGCUGCUCUUCCAGGAGCUAGCCGCAAUGAACAUUGUCCCUAAGCUCACCCUCAAGAAAUACUGUUAGGGUUGAAAGAUUUAAUUUAAUCAAUAUUUAAUCUUCAAAUAAUCUGUGAAAAUAAUUAAUGCUAAGUCUUAAC